CGUCAAGGUGUCCUAAUUUGCAUAAUAUUGUUUAACAAUGGCCGACAGGUGAAAACAAGCAAAACAACGUGAAAUAAAUAAACUCAGACUGUUGAAAUGGCAGACACAGUUCAUUCGCGUCCCAAAACUUACGAGCUUGAUUUAGAUAAUCAGAAAAAGAACGUCUUCGUGACACAGUUGCAUGACAGGGAUGAUGAAGAUGAUAUUACAGCAUUUCCCGUUGUCAAGGAGACAGGUGACAAGCUCAUCGAGACGGGAAUUAACACCCUGCAGCGAACUUUACUGCUUAAAAAAGAAGUUGAAGUUGACAGGGUACAAGCAGAACUAGAGGCAAAGCGACAUGAAUUUAAACAAAGAAUGGAGGCUUGCGCUCAGCGCCAGAUUGAAAUACAAAAGAAACAGCAAAGGAUGAAAGACAGGGUUUCAAAGUUUGAGACAUUUUUGAAAGAGAAUGAAUUGAAGAGAAGAAGAGCUAUUCAGAAAUAUCAGACAGAAGUGAAGUUAAAAGAACAGAAAACAAAAGAACUUGAACAAUUGCAAGAUGAACUUGAAACUGUUAAAGACUUAUUAGCACGGUUAGAGAAAAAAGUUUCUAGGUACAAGAAGUUUGAAGAUUAUUUAUUGCGGGUGAUUGAUGUCAUGCCAGAAGAUUAUCUAGCUGCCUCUGAUGAUAAAAUGAAAGGACUUAUGUCUCGACAUCGUACUCUCAGUGAUUCCAAUGUACAUCUAGUCAGUAAACUGGAAUCUAUGUCAGAUGAGCUUGAGAUAUUGAAAGCAGAACUGGAUCAGAUGAAAACUGCCCACAAUAAACAGGUCAUCUCUAUCAACAGCGAACUGUCAAAACUACAACAACAUCACGAGGAGGAGAAUGACAGUAACCAGAAAAUGGAAAAUAAAUAUAACGCUACCAAAGGUGGACUCAGGGAAAAGAGAACGGAGCUGGGAGUUAUAAUGAUGGCUAUAGAUAAUAUAGCAGAGAUCUGUCACAAACGACUAGACAUUCCUGUACAAGAAAUGUCACUGGAAACUAAACUACAUAGAAUCAGGGAUUAUGUAAAUGAUCAGGCUGAUGUAGCAGUAAUGGCACGUCCAACCGAAGAUGAUGAGUCACCAUCAGGAAGUAGAAGGGGCAGUGUUGACAAUACAAAAAAGUCAAAUAAAGUCAAAAAGAAAGUGAAACUCAAUGGAUAGUCAUGAUAAAUAGAUAGCAUAACAUAUAAAUUGUUUAACAGACCCAAGUGCUCGUGUUUAAUAUUGAAGUGGAGUUUGGCCGAAAAUCAGACACACUGAACCAACCAAAGUAAACUCAAAUGGAAUGUGAAACUGAGUCCAAUUUUAAGGGCAAUAUUUUACAAACAGUUCACAGUAUAUGUGUUUUCAGUUGGCUUGAAAUGAUAAUCCAUUUAAGAUUUUCCACCCAGUUGGUAAAUAAUUGCCCACAUGACUGUGUCUUGUAUACUGCAGGCUUUCUGCUUUAAGGUUUGUUUGUAGUUAUGGCCCUUGAAAUAGUCAGCGUUGCCUUAUUUCACAUUGACAGCACAUUAGCAGCCAUAUUACUUGAGCAAUCUUAAUGAAACUUUGUAGUUCUUUGCAGAAGGAAGUAAGGUCUUCAGUUAACAUGGUGUACUUUUUAGAAGGCUUGUACAGGGAAGAAAUAGAUUUGCAGCUAGUUACGCACUAAAAUGUAGAUUAUAACAAAUUGUAACUAAAUUAAUCUGUUCUUCUUUGAUGGUUCAUACAUGACAUUAUUUGCUCAAUGUGUAUACAAUAAAUGUAGAUCUGUAGGUGUUGCUUUUUGUAAAGCCUAUGAUUUUUAUUGAUUUAAUUUUGUUGUUAAGUAUUUGUUUGUUAAACUGCCAGCAUUUAUUUUUGAUCAACUGUGUUAUAGUCUGUGAACAAUGGUCUGUGCCAUGUGGGUAUUGUAAAAAGGUGUAACACUUCUUAAGCUUGGUUUCUUUGCAUUAGUUGCACAGUCUUUUUGACAUUGUGUAGAGGUAGAUCUAACACAUUGUGUAGAGGUAGAUCUAACACAUUGUAUAGAGGUAGAUCUAACACAUUGUGUAGAGUGCUCAUAUUUAUAUUAGCUUAUGAGGCACUGUACAAAUGUCAAAGCCGGUUCCAAUCCUGUCUCCAUCUACAAUGGCCUUACUUCUUAUUCUUUCUAUGAAAUAGAGGGGAGACAUGGGUGAUUUUUCUGUGUCUAUCCAUCAGUUCUUAUGCAAAUCUGCUUUAGAUAUACUUUGUGAAUUUGCCCCCAUGUGGUUCUGGGACGAUCUGUGUAUGAAAAGAAUUGGAACCACUGCCUUACCCUUGCAUGAUCGUAUGAGGCGACUAAUAGGGUCUUAACACUUGGUUUUGCAGUAACUCUGUGAUUCAAGCAGGUAUGCAAAUUUUGAUUCCAUACCUCAUGUGUUUUUUUUCAAUGUAAAUAAGAUGUGGAACCAAAAUUUGUAGUCCUGUUUGGUGCCAUAUAACCUGUACUGUGUUGGUGCGCCGUAAAACCCAAAUAAAUAAAUGUGGAAGAAAAAUGCAUGUUGUAAUGCAGGUGUCACUUUUGUUGCAUAUAUUAAUUGAUUUUAGCCUUUAACUACAAUGUAAAUAUUAUAUGAACUAUUUUUAGAUGUUUUUAUAAAGCAUUGUUUUAUCAGGUGGCCUUCCAUGUGUAUUUAUGAUUUUAAAUUAUACUACAAUUUAUUACAAUUUAUAUUUUAUAUACCAGUAUAUAUAAAACAUUAAAUUUUUCUCUUGGAUGUUUUGCAGUAAAAGGCAUGCUAUAUUUUGUAUGAAAUGUUUUAAUGUAUGUUUAAGUUAUGACAUUGCAGUCCAUUAAAUAUAAACUAUGCA
Mercenaria mercenaria is the source of this 2844-nucleotide messenger RNA. Its product is annotated as coiled-coil domain-containing protein 42 homolog. The transcript is spliced from 7 exons. Bases 97 to 1191 code for a protein of 364 amino acids. The record is from RefSeq and is a predicted model, not a curated record. NCBI's taxonomy places the organism in Eukaryota, Metazoa, Mollusca, Bivalvia, Venerida, Veneridae.